Trichoderma virens Gv29-8 is the source of this 1287-nucleotide messenger RNA. RefSeq lists its product as uncharacterized. NCBI's taxonomy places the organism in Eukaryota, Fungi, Ascomycota, Sordariomycetes, Hypocreales, Hypocreaceae. Gene Ontology annotation, biological process: biosynthetic process; amino acid metabolic process. Gene Ontology annotation, molecular function: transaminase activity; pyridoxal phosphate binding. Bases 1 to 1287 code for a protein of 428 amino acids. The record is from RefSeq and is a predicted model, not a curated record. The transcript has a single exon.
AUGUCUCUCUCUGAUCGAGCCACAAGCUCUGAAAAGGCUGGCCAAGAACUGGUGAUAUGGAAAGUUUUGCUGGACUUGUGGGACCAAGAAACCAAUCCCUCUGGAAUUGUCAGUCUGGGCGUCGCUGAAAACAGGCUGAUGCAUGACACUCUCUCAAAGCACAUCCAUGACAAUUUGACGCUGUCCAACCAUGCAUUUACUUAUGGCGAUGGUGCGUCAGGGUCGAACCAUAUAAAGAAGGCCAUGUCUAGUUUUCUCAAUAAGCACCUCAAGCCUAUCACGCCUAUUGCUCCCGCUCACAUCUCCAUCACCAAUGGCUGCAGCUCGGUGAUUGAGCAUCUUUCGUGGGCAUUUGCCAACCCCGGUGAAGCAUUCUUGCUGGGGCAACCAUACUACGGGACAUUUAUUGAGGAUUUGACGGCACGAACUGGCGCAAAAGUUGUCCCAGUUCCCUUUCACGGCGUUGAUCCUUUGACUGAGAACGCAGUCGCCAAGUACGAAGAGGCGCUGAAAGAAGCAGAGGCCAAAGGGACAAAAGUGGCUGGAUUAGUUCUUUGCAACCCCCACAACCCCCUUGGGCGCUGCUACAGUCGAGAUGCUAUCGUUGGGCUUUUGAAACUCUGCGAAAAGUACCAGAUCCAUUUCAUCAGCGAUGAGAUUUAUGCCUUGUCUGUUUGGGACAACACAGUUGAUACCGACAUUGCGCUUGAGCCGUUUACCUCUUGCCUCAGCAUCGAUACCGCUGGUAUUAUCGAUCCAUCUCGGGUCCAUGUCAUUUGGGGCAUGUCAAAGGAUUUCGGAGCCAACGGCAUUAGAGUGGGCGCCCUCAUAUCGCAGGCUAACCCGUCGUUGCACGCUGCACUGAUUCCCGUUAACCUCUAUAGCUCAGCAUCAUCCAUCUCGGAUCAUGUUACAGCUAACAUCCUUGAGGACGAUGCUUGGGUGGAGGAUUACAUCACUGAGAACAGGAGAAGGCUGGCUCAGCAGUAUAGAACAGUUACCUUGUGGGCUAAGGAGAACAACAUCACCUAUCGACCCGGUGUGAACGCCGCUUUCUUCCUGUGGGUGGACUUGGGAAGUGUUUAUAAAUCACUACAUCCCAACGCUGAGACGGGCGAUUUGAACAAGACAAUAGCCACAGCACUGCUUAAGCACAAGAUAUUCCUGGCGUCUGGGACAGCGUUUGGCUCAGAGGAACCCGGCUGGUUCCGAAUUGUAUUUUCACACCCUGAAGACUAUCUGCAAGAGGGCCUAAAGAGAGUGCUCACUGCGUUGGCCCAGCUGUGA